Molecule: messenger RNA, 1830 nt
Organism: Cyprinodon tularosa
Lineage: Eukaryota; Metazoa; Chordata; Actinopteri; Cyprinodontiformes; Cyprinodontidae
Gene: itpk1b
Product: inositol-tetrakisphosphate 1-kinase b
Exons: 11
Coding region: 286-1491 (401 amino acids)
Biological process (GO): inositol trisphosphate metabolic process
Cellular component (GO): cytoplasm
Molecular function (GO): inositol-1,3,4-trisphosphate 5-kinase activity; inositol-3,4,5,6-tetrakisphosphate 1-kinase activity; magnesium ion binding
Source: RefSeq, a predicted model, not a curated record
UCAGUGAAGGCAGCAUUAGGACCAAGGGUGUGUGCAGUCAGUCAAGCUGACAGAGGGAGUCAGGGAGAGGAAAACACCGGGAACAUCUCUGCCUGGUUCAGCCGUGUCUGUUCUCGGUCUCCUCGGGUCUCCCUGCUCUCGGAGCGGAUCAUGGACAAUUCUCUGAGCUAGUUCUAGAGGAAAACACGGACCGUCCCCGGAGCUAAACCUGCAGGUGGAGUCUCCCAUCAUCUUCACCAUCAUCCUCGGAUUUCCCUCCAGAGGAGACCAAGCAGCGCUGAAAGGAUGCAGACUUUCCUGAGGGGUCGCAGGGUGGGCUACUGGCUCAGUGAGAAGAAGAUUAAGAAGCUGAACUUCCAGGCCUUUGCUGAUCUCUGCAGGAAAAGAGGAAUAGAAGUCGUACAGCUGGACCUCAGCCAGCCUCUGGAGGACCAGGGUCCGCUGGACCUCAUCAUCCACAAACUGACCGACCUCAUCCUGGAAGCGGACCAGAACGACUCACAAGCCGUGCUGCAGGUCCAGAGAGUACAGGACUACAUCGAUGCUCACCCUGAGACCGUGGUCCUGGACCCGCUACCAGCCAUCCGAACUCUGCUGGACCGCUGCAAGUCCUAUCAGCUCGUUCACAGAAUAGAAAGGUGUAUGCAAGAUGAGAGGAUUUGCUCUCCUCCAUUCAUGGUCCUGAACACGGAGUGCACCCCGGACGUACUGGAGCAGAUCAAGCUGCAGGGUCUCACAUUCCCCUUCAUUUGUAAAACCCGUGUGGCUCAUGGCACCAACUCCCAUGAGAUGGCCAUUAUCUUCAGUGAAGAGGACAUGAAGGAUGUGAAGCCCCCGUGUGUGAUCCAGAGCUUCAUCAACCACAACGCCGUGCUGUACAAGGUGUUUGUGGUGGGAGAGUCCUACACUGUGGUGGAGAGGCCCUCCCUGAAGAACUUCCCUGCUGGCCCUGCAGGUGAGCAACGGCUGAGGAGUCUGGAGGCUGCACACAUCCUCAUCGAAAGGAAAGCCAUUUUCUUCAACAGCCACAACGUCUCCAAACCCGAGUCGUCCUCAGACCUGACCUCGAGAGAGAACGUGGAGGGGGUGUCCCAACCGCCCUGCGAUGAUGUCAUCAGGGAGUUGUCCAGGUCACUGCGGCAGGCUCUGGGCGUGUCACUAUUCGGCAUCGACGUCAUCAUCAAUAAUCAGACGGGUCAGCACGCCGUCAUCGACAUCAACGCGUUUCCCGGCUACGAAGGUGUCCCGGAGUUCUUCAACGACCUGCUGAGCCACAUCAGCAGCAUCCUGCAGAGCCAUAACCCCGACUUUGCUCAAGGUGCCGAGCAGCCCAACGGCUUAGCGGUGAGCGGUGGUGGCGCCGCCCCUCAGGCCCCCUGCAACAGCGUGCGAGGGAAAGAGCUACAGAGACUGGGCUGCAACUCAGCUGUGUCUCCCAACUUCCAGCAGCACUGCGUCUCUACGAUAGCAACAAAGGCCUCCUCCCAAUGACUGAGCCCGGCCCGGCCCGGCCCGCUUGAUUCCAUAACAAGUAAAUCACAGUGGUGACAGUAAUAAUAAUAAUAACAACGACGAAUAAUAAUCAGUAAUUAAUGAUGUUAAUAAUGUAUCUAAUCAACGAUAGGCCUUUUCCUCUGUGGUUACUGAAACUGUUGGUGAUUGGGUGUAAGCUUCCUUCCCCUUUUUGUACAUUUGGUUCUGUCUGAUAAGACAGUCUCAGUACUGUAACGUGAGCCUUUGGGAACCUAAAAGCUGAUUUCACUUUUCUCCCUUUUGGGAUCUCUGUAAAGAAAGGGUCCAGAUGAGGUAGCAAACGGGGACAGCCUGAUC